AAAAUGACAAGGAAAUAAUUGCAGUAUUUACAGUAGCUGAUUACAUAUCAUAUAUAAAGCUGAAUAGAUUUCAGUCAAAUAAUAAAAAACCAUCGAGGCAGAAGCACCUAUUAAAAAUUUAAAUUAAAAACAGUUAUAAAUUUAAAAAUGAACAAAUCUGGAUAUGUAUUAUUUGGAUUAAUUGUGCUAGUAGUAAUUAUUCAAAAUGCUAGUACACAAAGAACAGUAUACCCUUGUAAAACCAGUUGUGAGUGUCGAACAAAUUAUUGUCGAGGUGGAAAAUGCAUACGAUAUGGACAAAUUCCUGAUGAAAGAGAUGAAAAUGGAAAUAGCCAAGUUUCACCAUGUAAUUAUGCUAAAUGUCCUUCUGGAUCAUCUUGUUAUAUACAAGAAGUUCAAUGUGUUAAAGCACCUUGUCCUGGAGUAGCCACGUGUAUUAAAGAUUUAAAUACAUGCACUUAAAAAUAAUAUCAUUAUUUUUAUACUAAAAUUAAUAUCGUAAUUAUUGCCAAUUGAUUCUGUAAAAAUCAUCUUGAUAUUGUCAUCAAUUUAAGCAUUUGUUAUAUGAACAUUCAAUUAUAUGUUUAUUCAAUAAAAAAAUGUUAAUUGAAAGUGGUCAAAAUUAAUUUUA
Messenger RNA from Aphidius gifuensis, 631 nucleotides. RefSeq lists its product as uncharacterized. The transcript is spliced from 3 exons. The record is from RefSeq and is a predicted model, not a curated record. NCBI's taxonomy places the organism in Eukaryota, Metazoa, Arthropoda, Insecta, Hymenoptera, Braconidae. The coding region runs from base 148 to 462 and encodes 104 amino acids.